GCAUUUUUUUUGUACCCCCAACGUAUUAAAUUGGGGUCAUUAUAAAAUGGUGGGUCUGCCCUCUCCUUUAAUGUCAACUUUAUAACUUGGCAGACCGCAUAUUUGCUUUGAUCAUAUUAACUACUCUCGAUCAUCUGCAUAAGCCAAGCAUCAUCCUAAUUAAAAGUUAUGAGUUACAAACCAAGGUUUCAAAAUUUUCGAUGAUAGGAUUUUAAGGAACAAAACAACAAGUUUUGCUUUUCAAUCAACUUUGCAAAUCCACUUCUGACUAUCAAGAAAACAGCUUCAUCCGGAGAUUAUGCCAGGAACUAUGAGAUUAUUGUUCUGUGUAUGUGGUGCUAAGUUUCAAUUUAACAGAUCCUAAUCCGCCACCCCAUUUAGCAAAAGAAAUUUUAUAUUAUAGCUUUUCUGCCGAGUGGUGGUUAGCCUUUAGCCUUCAUCAUUCUUUCAAGUAAAUUAAUGAAAACAGCAUUGGUACACUCACGAUAAAGCAUUAAUAGAGAGACAAGGACGGGACCCUUGUUGCCAUGACUUUCUCUCUUUUUCAUCAGUGACUGGUGGCUACAACCCUUGAACCCAAAUCUUGUCUGAUCAUCUUUUUUACAUCUUUUUAUAUUUUUUUUCUUUCUUUCUUUACUGACUCCCUCUUACCCGCAACACUAGAGGCCAAGAACGGUACCGAGAUUUAAGCAUCAUAUUUAGUUUUAUACUAGUAGUUGUUUUUGCAGCUCUGCAAAAGAAGAAAAAAAAAGUGUUUUUCAUUCUUUUUCUUGGCUUUAGUGGUUGAUUGAUUGUAAGGAGUGAAAAUGAACGAAGAGAUGAAUGGAGUUGGCGUCGAGCAUCAAGAAAUUGUUCCUGAGAAAAUAGACUACGUGUUUAAAGUGGUGGUGAUCGGUGACUCAGCUGUUGGCAAGACUCAGAUUCUCUCCAGGUUUACCAAGAAUGAGUUUUGCUUUGAUUCCAAGUCCACCAUUGGGGUUGAGUUCCAGACCAGGACUGUUACCAUUAAGAGAAAAGUCAUCAAAGCCCAGAUCUGGGACACUGCUGGCCAAGAAAGGUACCGAGCAGUAACAAGCGCAUACUAUAGAGGUGCACUAGGGGCAAUGCUAGUUUAUGACAUCACCAAGAGACAGAGCUUUGAUCACGUAGCGAGAUGGGUCGAGGAGCUACGGGCCCACGCUGACAAUUCCAUUGUGAUAAUGCUGAUUGGAAACAAGGCUGAUCUAGUGGACCACAGGGCGGUUCCAACUGAAGACGCUGUUGAGUUCGCAGAGGAUCAGGGCCUAUUUUUCGCCGAGACAUCCGCUCUUAGCGGUGACAACGUGGAUAAAGCAUUUUUCAAGCUGUUGGAUGAAAUUUACGAUGUGAUGUGUAAAAAAUCUUUGGAAAGCGGAAAUGGGAAAUCCAACGGUGGCUAUCAUGCCACGGCGUUGAAAGGAUCAAAGAUUGAGUUGAUCGCUGGUUCUGAUUUAGAAAUAAGUGAGAUGAAAAAAUUAUCUACAUGCUCUUGUUGAUUUUGUUUUUAAAGGACGAGAAUGCCUGGUUUCUUUUCCCUUCUUUCUUGGGUUGUUCAUUAUAUUUUUUAAAUUAAAUCAUAGCACAUUAUAAAUUAUAUAUUUGUGAUAAGAAAACCAUGCAUCUCAAGUAUUUGGGUGAUAUUGCCUUUCCCCCUACUUUGAUGUGUUGUUAAAUUUAAG
This is a messenger RNA of Durio zibethinus, 1697 nucleotides long. Its product is annotated as ras-related protein RABA3-like. The record is from RefSeq and is a predicted model, not a curated record. Gene Ontology annotation, molecular function: GTPase activity; GTP binding. Lineage: Eukaryota; Viridiplantae; Streptophyta; Magnoliopsida; Malvales; Malvaceae.